Messenger RNA from Penicillium egyptiacum, 390 nucleotides. NCBI's taxonomy places the organism in Eukaryota, Fungi, Ascomycota, Eurotiomycetes, Eurotiales, Aspergillaceae. The record is from the annotation of a GenBank genome assembly.
AUGUGCUCACUGCAGAGAGCCAGAGGCGCAAUUCACUAUGACGAUUUACCCUCUCAAGGUUUGUGUUGGUUCACUAUUCAUGGGCGAAUGUCCUCUCACAGGGAUAGGAUCGACACGUCCGGUGACAUUCGUGAAAUCCUCAGCCGCUUAGAUGGCAUCGAGACAAUACUCAAGGCUCAGUCAGAUCAGAUCUCAAGGAUUGCCAAGUCCCACAUCGGUGCUUAUGCUGUCCCCGAGGCCUCGCCAUCAGGCCACACAUCUGCUCCUGCAAGAGAGCUUCCGAAUGCUACCAUGCCCUCACCCUGGUUAUUCUCCGGAUUAGACAUGCAACCAAAUCUGUCAGAACUACCGCCCACUGACAAUACCGGUCAAACACAAAACAUCCUCUAG